Epinephelus lanceolatus (giant grouper) is the source of this 2177-nucleotide messenger RNA. Its product is annotated as cytoskeleton-associated protein 2. Gene Ontology annotation, biological process: negative regulation of microtubule depolymerization. Lineage: Eukaryota; Metazoa; Chordata; Actinopteri; Perciformes; Serranidae. The record is from RefSeq and is a predicted model, not a curated record. Gene Ontology annotation, cellular component: microtubule cytoskeleton.
GCAGAGCAGCAGCGCCAAGUCAAAUCGAAUAUUUUUCCGCAGAGAAACAAACGGCGUAAACUGCUCUGGAGUUGUGCUUUCUCCUCCUGUUGUAACUCACAACAAAGGACCACACAAGGAAAUACCCAUUACUCUGACGUGGUCGAGGCUUCACCAUGGAAAACGUCGCCGUUUCAAGACGAAACCACACCUAUAAGAAAGGAAACAAGGAAAAUGCUCAGCCUGUUCAUGGAAGCAAGUCUUUAAUCAGAAGAGACAAACCGUCUGUUACUCCCUUCCAACUGACAAACAAGAAAGAGGAAAUCUUGGCAGUAAACGGCCCCCUUAAAGCCAAGGCAGACACAAAGUCAGCGCCUGUUGAUGUUCUGAAAAAGACUGUGCAGAAAGAUGGAAAGGGAGCCACUGCUGCUGCUGCUAAUGUCAAACAACAACAAACACACAGCCGAGCCUUCCUCACCGAACAGGCUGUGAGGCACAAAAAAAUAGUUGCUGAAGCUCCAAAGCCCCCAGCCCCUGUGCCAUCAUCAAAAUCAGCUCUCGGCAUGUACAAAGGCAAGAUUGUCCAGUCAAAAAUUGGGUCAAUUUGGAAAUCAGCUAGCACCACUGCCAUGGCAGAUCCCAAACCUGCAGCAGCUAAAACAGAGCACCAAAGGGUUGGAAAUGCAACCAAACGCAGGUCCAAAUCUGUCGCUGACCUUCCCAGGCAUAUCGCACAAAAACCUGUGCCGACAAGGUCCAAGUCAGUGUCAGAUAGAUCUGCGCAGGUGUCCAAGCCUGCUGUCACCAGCCGCCCUCCUGCUAGGUUCUACUCUGCUCGCCCUCCUGCCAGAACCGUCCCAGCAACACUAGCCAGUACCAGCUCCAGAAACGCUAAAGUGGAUCCCACCAAGAGAAGUGGGACUCAAGACUCAAAGCCAAAGACUACAGCGACAGAAAAGAAGGUCAACAAACCUGUCUCAAGUGCCAGCAGUCAGUACAGAUAUACAAUGGAGACUGCAGAGGAAAGAAGAGCGAAACUGGCCGAGUGGAUGGCCUCCAAGGGCAAAACUUUCAAGAGACCAGCCAUGACAACAGAACCCGCUAAAACCAAAGCCUCUGCAAAACCUGAAGCUGAUCUCAAACCACAGCCUUGUGUUGAGCCGCAGCCGCCUACACAGCGCAACCCUGAACCUGAACCCAGACUGGAAGCACACAUGCCAGACUCUGUCACCGCUUACUGUGCAGAGUUACCAACAUGCAGCCAAACUCCAGGGAUCAUGAACACCACUCUGGACCUGCUGGAAAACUCUGACACAGAUCCGCUUGUUGAGCCACAGGACAGUGUGGAUGAUAUCGUCGUGAACCUGUGUGAUGCUUUAGAGGCCAUGGAGACACCCUCUAGAUGUGAUGAUGAAAUUUCCCAGGUGACAGAUGUGUGCAGUGAUGUUGAAAUGGAGGACAACAAACCAAAUGAUGACUGUGAAGAAGAGGAGCUGAAGAAGGAAGUGCCUGAGGAUGUUAGCGAGCAGCCAAAGGUUGAGCAAGUGAAGGAUGAAAAAGAAGAAAGUGUUGACGAUGUGGAGACAGAUGAUGAUGAUGAUGAUGAAGUGGAAAGUGAUGAUGAUGAGGGUGUAAUGAAGACCACACCACAGAUGGAGAAUGCUUCAGUAAUAAAAUACAGUGUGAAGACUACUCCAUACCUGCAGAGUGUGAAGAAGACGAUCGAAGAUGAGGUCAGCACAAGCACAUCCCGGAAAAAGAGCAACAUCAAAGACCUGAAGUUUCUGACCCCGGUGCGCCGCUCCAGCCGCAUCCAUCGCAAAUCCUCCCGCCUGCCCGCGAUGCUGGUCGAUCAUGAUCCCUGUGUGUCGUCACUGGCCGAGCUGGUGAAGCUGGACGACGACGCGAAUGCCUACAUCUACAGGAAAAAUGAGGCACUUCUGGAAGAUUUGCCAGACCAGCCCAGCCAGUGAGGAGCUCUGUAAAUGUGUUGUUUAAAAAAAAUCCUACAUGUAUGGGACUGGAACUAAUGGACACUUUAUACUGAUACUCUUAAAUGUUUUUUAUUAAUCUGAAUGAAGACUUUUACUGUUGUUUUAUUGUACUGGGAGGGACUUUGCCUUAACACUGUUCAUUAAGUUGACAUUUAUUGCCAAACGCACUACAAUAAAAGAAUUUUGCCUUAUGCUUUUAUUUGA